Cryptococcus amylolentus CBS 6039 is the source of this 846-nucleotide messenger RNA. RefSeq lists its product as hypothetical. Lineage: Eukaryota; Fungi; Basidiomycota; Tremellomycetes; Tremellales; Cryptococcaceae. The transcript is spliced from 10 exons. The record is from RefSeq and is a predicted model, not a curated record. Gene Ontology annotation, molecular function: fructose-2,6-bisphosphate 2-phosphatase activity. Gene Ontology annotation, cellular component: cytosol. The coding region runs from base 1 to 846 and encodes 281 amino acids. Gene Ontology annotation, biological process: negative regulation of glycolytic process; fructose 2,6-bisphosphate metabolic process; fructose 1,6-bisphosphate metabolic process.
AUGAUCACUCUGACUAUCGUACGACACGGCGAAUCGACUGACAACCUGAGACCUCUCUGGGCUGGAUGGUCAGAUGCCCCUCUCUCAAACCAUGGCAUGAAUCAAGCCAAAGCACUCGGACAGUCGUUGAAGGAUACCCGAUUCGACUACAUUGUGGCUUCCGAUCUCAAGAGAGCUCACUGGACAGCUCAACAGAUACAGUCAAACCAAGCUACCCAACCGCCUUUAGACACGACUCAGCUCUUGCGGGAACAGGGCUUCGGGGAAGCCGAGCAUCAGCCGUUUGGUAACAGUGAUGGCAAGUGGUAUCGCAAGCCUGGACGAACCUUUGCAUUUCCAGGAGGCGAGACGCUUGAGGACGUCCGCAACAGAGCCAAGCAAGCAAUCGAGCAAUAUAUCGAACCGAUCCUGCAAGAAAGCCGAGGGAAACCGCCUUCAGACAAGCAUGUGGCCGUAGUCGCGCACGGUAUCUUCAAUUCAGAGUUCCUGGGAGCGUUGAUGGCUAGAAGGAAAGGGAAUGCGCCCCUGGAAUGGCAGUACAGAGGAAUGACCAAUACUGGUUGGACGAGGGUCGAGGUCGGGUACGCUGACGAGUCCGGAUCAUCCACCACUCCCAAGAUCAGCACAAACCCCUCCGAGCCUGUCCAUCCGUCUUCCAACCCUUCUGCAGCCCCUCCCGCCAAAGCCAAAGACCUCGCUCUUGAGCCGCUGACUAUCAAAAUUAUCAGUACGGAUGUGACGAGCCAUCUGUCCGGGGUUGUGAGGCAGAAGGGCGGCAUCGGAAGUCAGGGGUACGAUGCCAAACAGGAGGAUAUUCGAAAGUUCUUUGGCGGCGGAGGGCAGUGA